AUGAGCCACCUCCUGCAAACCCUCUGCUUCCUGCUGCUCGUCAGCUCCUGCCCCUGUGCCGUCAUCACCGGGGCCUGUGAGCGGGACCUGCAGUGCGGCGCCGGGACCUGCUGCGCCGUCAGCCUGUGGCUGCGGGGACUGCGCGUCUGCAUCCCCCUGGGCCGGGACGGCGACGACUGUCACCCCUCCAGCCACAAGGUCCCUUUCUCGGGGAAGCGCCAGCACCACACGUGCCCGUGUCUGCCCAGCCUCAGCUGCUCCCGGUUCCUGGACGGUCGCUACCGCUGCUCCGGCAACUUCAAAAACAUCGAUUUCUAGGGCGAUGCUUCUGUCUCUCCAUGUCAGCCCCCAGCAGCCGUCUCCUGCCCUCCACGCAGCCGCAGGCAACCUUAGCAGUGCUUUUCCAGGCUGGACCGCGUUGUUAUGAGCUAAAUGUUAUGAGAGGAAGCUGAGGCAUGGUCAGGUCAAGCUGCUCUGACACUUGGCUUAGCAAAGCCCAGCCCCAGCCUGGAGCAGGACUCAGCUCCAGCAUCCCUUGCAGAGGAGUGGCUCAAAGUCCCAAGGUGGUGUCUGUAUGUGUUGGAUGCCACCAGGCAGCUUUCACCUCCCUCCUUGAGUUCAU
Molecule: messenger RNA, 622 nt
Organism: Colius striatus (speckled mousebird)
Lineage: Eukaryota; Metazoa; Chordata; Aves; Coliiformes; Coliidae
Gene: PROK1
Product: prokineticin 1
Exons: 3
Coding region: 1-318 (105 amino acids)
Source: RefSeq, a predicted model, not a curated record